Messenger RNA from Erigeron canadensis, 3098 nucleotides. RefSeq names its product polyadenylation and cleavage factor homolog 4. Gene Ontology annotation, molecular function: RNA polymerase II complex binding; mRNA binding. Gene Ontology annotation, cellular component: cytoplasm; mRNA cleavage factor complex. Lineage: Eukaryota; Viridiplantae; Streptophyta; Magnoliopsida; Asterales; Asteraceae. Gene Ontology annotation, biological process: termination of RNA polymerase II transcription. The record is from RefSeq and is a predicted model, not a curated record. The transcript is spliced from 7 exons. The coding region runs from base 213 to 2909 and encodes 898 amino acids.
UUUCUUUCGAAGAUUCUUUAAGCAUACACCCUUUGCUGCGACCUGAAAUUAUUUUCCCAAUGUUUUGUGUAGUGAAGAGAGAAAAGCCAUGAACUUGUUCACCAUCUCCCAAACUUUCUUCAAAACCCUAACCCUCAUUCUCAUCCAAACGCCACCCCCAAAUUAAAGAUUCCCCCAAAUUGAAAAACCCUAAAAAUAGUCAAAAAAACUAAAUGGAAUCCGCUAGCUAUCUAACCAACAAUAACAGAAGUAACGGAUACAGACCAACCCCUAACGAUUCCGUUACAAACAGUAACACUCCAAUUGUUGAUCGAUUCAAAGCUUUGUUGAAAGAGCGUGAAGAUGAAAUUAGGGCUUCUAACGGCGGGGUUGACAAUGAUGAUGUCAUAGUAUUGGAUACUGAAGAUAUUGUUGAGUUAUAUGAAGCCGUGCUGUCCGAGCUGAUCGUUAACUCGAAACCGAUAAUAACUGAUCUUACUAUCAUUGCUGGCGCCCAAAGACGACACGGUGCUGGUAUUGCUGAUGCUAUUUGUGCCCGGAUUAUUGAGGUUCCCACUGAGCAUAAACUUCCCUCUUUAUAUCUUCUAGACAGUAUUGUCAAAAAUAUUGGUUCAGAUUACGUGAGGCACUUUUCUGCCCGUUUGCCUGAGGUUUACUGUGCGGCUUACAGGCAAGUCCCCCCAAGUCACCAUUCUUCCAUGCGCCAUCUUUUUGGUACCUGGUCGACUGUAUUUCCAUCAUCUGUUCUUCGUAAGAUUGAAGUUCAAUUACAAUUUUCUCCUUCAAGUUAUCAAACUUCUGGCUUAAGAGAUUCCGAAUCUCCUAGACCAGCUCAUGGUAUACAUGUCAAUCCAAAGUACUUGGAGGCAAGACGUCAACUUGAAAGCUCAACUGGAGAUAGUAAAAUUCAACAUGCACGGGCGAUUUCAACUCCAAAGAUUCUUGAACAGACUCUCAUUGGAUUUGAUGAAUACGAAUCUGAGGCACCGGGUUCAACUAGUUAUGUGGGCCGUACUUCUUUCGGGUCUGGUCAUGCACGACCUUCAUCACCCGCACUUGAAGAUUUUUCUAUUGUUGAUUCUCCUAGAAGGGUUGUCGAAGCAGCAUCACCAUCUCACCAUGGAUAUGGUUAUGGACCCGGUGGUGUGACUGCUGUCGAUAAUGAUGCACGUGACUGGCGGAGAUUGCCUGUUGCAGGUAAUGGAUUUGAUAUUCAGAGACCUAGAGCUUUAAUUAAUGCAUAUGGAACUGAUGAGAGAAAUAAUACGGCAAGCCAGAAGUCUCAACAUGGGAAAAAUUUAACUAUGAAUGGGUUAGGCAGCAAGGUUGGUCGACAGACAUGGCAAAAUGCUGAAGAAGAAGAAUUUGAGUGGGAAAAUAUGAGCCCUACUUUGGUAGAUCGUGGUCGUGGUUCUGAUCCAUUUUCUUCAGCUAUCUUGCUACCUGGAAGCUCUAUAACAGGUCAUCCUCUUCAAGCUAAUCGGUCUAUGAGUGCGAAGACUGAUUUUGGUAGAGUCGAUUGGUCUAAUCUGGAGCCGCUUCCUUCGGUUGCCCCUAACAAUGCACUUACGUUGGUUAGUUCUGAUCGUGGAUUAAAGAGGAAGAUGACUGGAUUUCAAAAUGAGCCUUUAGACAACCCAGUUUCUCAUUAUCCUCAAGAUACAUUAAAUCAUUCUCAACAUUAUUACAAUCCUCGUGGGCAAAGACCUCCUCUUGUGGAUAGCUAUUCAGGUGCCAAUCCACAAUAUCACUCAUCUUCGGUAUCAAAAGUAUCCUGGCGCCCCCCACUAAGUAUACAAAAAUCUCAACCAGUUCCAGUUCUGCCUUCUCAGCCUUUUCAGAAACAUAUCAGGAUUCAAUAUGACAUGUUGAAUGCUAAUAGUUCAACAAUAAAUGACAAUGCAUUGUUUUCGCAUCAGCAGCAGUUUGAAACGGGUGAUAGGAGAGAAUCAAGUCAACUACCUCAACUUUCCAAUCAGCAAAUCCUAGGGCAGAACACUAGACUUCCGACACAAUUAUCGCUGUCUCAAGAGAUUCGACCAAAUAUGGUACCACCUACUUUAGGUUAUAAUGCAACACGACCUAUGCAUCGUGGGUAUGCUCCUCAAAGAUUUGAUGCCCCUGGAGGUACUCCUGGAAUGCAAUCAUCCAUGCCUUUUCAUUUACAUGGUGUAGGUUUACCGCCUUUGCCUCCUGGCCCACCUCCAAUUCCUCAACAUCCUCUACCAAUUGCCCCAACGCAUCCAGGUGAGAGUGGGCUUUCUAGUCUAUUAGGUUCUCUUGUAGCGCAAGGCCUGCUCUCAAUGAAUAAACCAGCUCUUGAACAAGACUCGGUUGGACUUGAGUUUGAUCCUGAUGUUCUUAAGGCACGCCAUGAAUCUGCUAUAAAUGCUUUAUAUGUUGAUCUGCCCAGACAAUGCAAAACAUGCGGUCUUCGUUUUAAAUUGCAAGAAGAACACAGUAACCAUAUGGACUGGCACGUCACAAAGAACCGGGUAUCAAAAAAUCGUAAGCAAAAGCCCUCCCAGAAGUGGUUUGCUAAAGUUAGUGUCUGGCUUAGUAGUGCAGAGGCGUUGGGAACUGAUCCAGUUCCUGGAUUUCUUCUUCCUGCUGAGAAUGUCGUGGAACAGAUGGGUGAUGAAGAUAUGGCUGUUCCUGCUGAUGAGGAUCAGAAUGUUUGUGCACUGUGUGGAGAGCCUUUUGAUGAUUUUUACAGUGAUGAGACAGAAGAAUGGAUGUAUAGGGGUGCUGUGUACAUGAAUGCUCCAAAUGGAGCAACCAUUAGCAUGGAUAGAUCUCAACUAGGUCCUAUUGUUCAUGCUAAAUGCAGAUCUGAGUCUUCUGUGGCUCCCGUCGAUGAUUCUGGCAACAAUGGACAGGUUCUGACCGGAGAGCGGCUGCAUAGUUAGCUAUAAGUUCACCCAUUUAGGAUCCGUUAUUGUAACUUAGAAAUGAGUUUCUUCAUGUUGGAUCUUCUUACACCUGCUUAAAUGUAUGCAGUGACAGAGUCUUUGUACAUGUAUAGAUGGAUAAAGUGAAUUACCCUUCACAUACUCAUGCAUCAAAUGAGCAAGUUACCCUUUUCGAGAGUUGCUAUU